AUUUUGUGUUUGAAAAGUUUUUGGCAAAAAAACAAGAAUUAAUGCAAUGCAUCGUAACAAGAAAACAUUUUGAACAAACAAGAUGGCGCUACCUAUGUUACGACGAUGUUGCGGAUGUCUCUCUUUAGAGACAGGAUGUCUCAUGCUUUGCGUUAUUUCUAUUUUAUUCUGCAUAGCAUACAUAGUGAUGGGCGCGUGGAAUCUACCUCGACACAGGCUAAGAGAUAGGGAAGAUAACCUCAUCUCAAUGACUAUGAUCAUGUUUUCCGCUCUCUCGGGCAUCAGCAACCUUAUUGUGUUGGCAGGCAUGGGAUUUAAACGUCCAGAAUUCCUCCAGCUCUCGAUCUUGUUCAACUCUUUCUUUAUCCUGUGUCUGUUCCUGGUGGCUGCAGUGACGUGUCUCUUUAGCAGCGAGCUAAGACCGCAUCUUGACAGCCCUGAGCACAUCACUGCUGUUGUCUUCUUGUUUAUUGCUGGAGCUGGCUAUUCUCUAUACUAUUUGACAGUUGUGAACAGUUUGUACAGGAAAAUGAAAGAAUCUUACGACGAUACAGUGCUGCCAAAACAAAGAACAAAUCGGAUAAAUAGUGAUUUUUAAUUUACACCUUAUAUUUAUAAUUCAAAGUUAGAUUAAGUUGGUUUA
This is a messenger RNA of Papilio machaon (common yellow swallowtail), 643 nucleotides long. RefSeq lists its product as uncharacterized. Bases 83 to 598 code for a protein of 171 amino acids. The transcript has 5 exons. NCBI's taxonomy places the organism in Eukaryota, Metazoa, Arthropoda, Insecta, Lepidoptera, Papilionidae. The record is from RefSeq and is a predicted model, not a curated record.